Leptomonas pyrrhocoris is the source of this 2551-nucleotide messenger RNA. RefSeq names its product putative mitochondrial trypanothione reductase (TRYR). The transcript has a single exon. Gene Ontology annotation, cellular component: mitochondrion; cytosol. Bases 400 to 1875 code for a protein of 491 amino acids. The record is from RefSeq and is a predicted model, not a curated record. Gene Ontology annotation, molecular function: flavin adenine dinucleotide binding; glutathione-disulfide reductase (NADPH) activity. Gene Ontology annotation, biological process: cellular response to oxidative stress; glutathione metabolic process; cell redox homeostasis. NCBI's taxonomy places the organism in Eukaryota, Euglenozoa, Kinetoplastea, Trypanosomatida, Trypanosomatidae.
AGGUUACAUACACUUACCGACACACCUCACAUUUUCAUACUUGCUUCCACGCAUUUGCUCUCAUUCGGUCGCUCUCCUUUGACGUUUUUGUGGAACUAUUAUUACUGUUAUUAUUAUUAUCAGUAGUAUUCUUAUUUAACUCCUCAGCGAAAGGAAGAAGAAAGAAAGAAAGGGAAAAGCAACAAAACAAAAAUCUACCGAACAGCGCAACAGAGGGGACUUGCAUUUUACGCUCCGUGCUUGUACUCCACCAUCUUUGCUUUAUACACAUUUAUACACGUCAAGAAGACGAAAAACAUACUGUGUGCUUCUUAAAAUCACUUCCCCUCGUCCAUUAUUACUACUAUUAAUAUUAUUACUUCUCCUAUUUCGAAAAUUAUCCGUUUUACUACGCGACUGAUGUCCCGCGCGUACGACCUCGUGGUGAUCGGUGCUGGAUCGGGUGGUCUGGAGGCGGGGUGGAACGCAGCCGCGCUCCACAAGAAGAAGGUGGCCGUCAUCGACGUGCAGAAGACCCACGGCCCGCCGUACUUCGCCGCCCUCGGUGGCACGUGCGUGAACGUCGGCUGCGUGCCGAAGAAGCUGAUGGUGACCGGGGCGGGCUACAUGGACACCAUUCGCGAGUCCGCCGGCUUCGGCUGGGAGCUGGACCGCGACUCGGUCAAGCCAAACUGGCACACCCUCAUCGCCGCGAAGAACAAGGCGGUGCUGGAUAUUAACCACAGCUACGAGGGCAUGUUCGCUGACACGGAGGGCCUCAGCUUCCACCAGGGCUUCGGCGCCAUCGCAGACAGGAACACCGUCGUCGUGCGCCAGUCCGAGGACCCACAGAGUGCGGUGCUGGAGACGCUGGACACGGACUACAUCCUCAUUGCGACCGGCUCCUGGCCGCAGCGGCUCGGCGUCCCGGGCGAUGAACUCUGCAUCACCAGCAACGAGGCGUUCUACCUGGAGGAGGCGCCGAAGAACCCGCUCUGCGUCGGCGGCGGCUACAUUUCCGUCGAGUUUGCCGGCAUCUUCAACGCCUACAAGCCCCGCGGUGGGCAGGUGAACCUUGUCUACCGCAAGGAGGUCAUUCUGCGCGGGUUUGACCUGGAGGUGCGCAAGCAGCUGACGGAGCAGCUACGCGCGAAUGGGAUUCAAAUCCGCACCGGCGACAACCCGGCGAAGAUAACGAAGAACGCGGACGGCACGAAGCACGUCGUCUUCGAGAGCGGCGUGGAGGCGGACUACGACCAGGUGAUGCUCGCCAUCGGCCGUGUGCCGCGAUCGCACACGCUGCAGCUCGAUAAGGUCGGCGUGGAGGUCGCGAAGGGCGGCGCUGUGAAGGUGGACAAGUACUCCAAGACAAACAUCGACAACAUUUACGCGAUUGGCGACGUGACGAAUCGGCUGAUGCUGACCCCGGUUGCGAUCAACGAGGGGGGGGCGUUUGUGGAGACCGUCUUUGGUCACAACCCGACCGCGACGGACCACGCGAAGGUGGCGUGCGCCGUGUUUUCUAUUCCCCCCAUCGGCACCUGCGGGUACAUCGAGGAAGACGCCGCGAAGAAGUACGACCAGGUCGCCGUGUACGAGAGCAGCUUCACACCCCUGCUGCACAACGUCAGCGGGAGCACCUACAAGAAGUUUAUGAUCCGCAUCGUCACGAACCACGCCGAUGGGGAGGUGCUGGGCGUGCACAUGCUCGGCGACAGCGCGCCGGAGAUCAUCCAGAGCGUGGGGAUUUGCAUGAAGAUGGGCGCGAAGAUCAGCGACUUCUACAGCACGAUCGGCGUGCACCCCACCAGUGCGGAGGAGCUGUGCUCCAUGCGCACCCCCGCGUACUUCUACGAGAAGGGCCACCGCGUGGAGAAGAUCGGCAGCAACCUGUGAAGAGAGGAAACGGGGAGGGGGGGGAAAGCAAACCAACCAAACCAAAAACAGACAUGUUAAACAAAACACAGAGCAGCGGAGCGAACUCUGCCGUUACUGCGGCGGAUGGAGGAGGAAGGAAGAUUAAAAAAAUGAAUGGCGCAGUGUUGCGUGGUACUUGCGAUGGGAGCCGAAGCCGAAGACGUCUUGGAUGUACGCAUCGCGCCCCGUGAAAAUGAAUGAGCGAGAAAGAGGCGUAGCUGCGGUGCGCAGUCAAUCACAAGAGGGGUAAGUUGAGGCGCCGGUCAGCGUGUUUGUCGCCGCUGCUUUGCUGUGAGCUCCGUCGCUCAUUGACUCCGCCGCCCUUUUUUUUCUCUCCUCCUUUUUUUCCUUUUUUUUCCCUUUUUUUUAAAUUAUUCUGAUUCUUCGUCAGUGCCGGUGUGCGGUGUUUCGGUUUGUUUGUUUCUCGUACAUGUACGACCUUAUUCAUGACCGUGCGGGUGCGUGACGCGCUCUCUUUCCACUUUGGGGCCCGCCGGCUUACAUUUCUUUGUUGUUUUUUUCGAGGGGAGAUAUGAAGAACGCAAAAGCGACCCUUCGUGUGUUCUUCUUCGCCACUACACAUAUAAAUAUGUUGUGUGAGAAGACAAACCUUUUUAAAAAGCUGUCGUCUUCGCGAUCGGGAGGCAAAAAUAAU